CAGCGAGGCAGCCAAGCCGUGCGUGGGAGGGACUACAGCGGCAAGCUCUCCUUUCAAUUACGCGACAGAGACCAGCCCGGGAUGCUAACAUGCACGUCUGCAAAAGGUGUGCUGUGGAUAUGAUCGCGCGAAGAAAAACAACAAUUACUCGAAACUAAGCGGUGAAAAUCUAAUGGCCUCUUUGGAGUUACUUUAUAUAGAUAAAGCAGGAGGAAAAUCCGAUACGCCACUCGUCCUUGAAUGGGCAUCAAAUCCGCUGGACGUUCACAAAUCGAAAAGCCCAGCCGUCGAGGCGCUUCCCAGGGAGACUGAGCGCUGUUUGGCUGUGAGAGUAUCUGACUGCGAAGGACAAUGUAAUUCAGCACCAAGGACGGUUCCCUUGAAAGGACUCCCUGGCAAACACGGCCACAAAGGAGCCGAAAAGGUCAGGGUCUGCUGCGACGAGGAAUUGGAAACUUCUUUCACGUACGUGGACGAAAAUGUCAACUUGCGACUGGCAACUCCGGAUGCAAGCGGGAAAAUUCCACCCGGAGCCGUUUGCCACAGCUCGUCGUGCGAACUCCGCCCCGAUGGCUUUCAGGAGUUCUCACUAAUGUCCGAAAAUGACCUCACGUCGGAAAGUGCAGGGAAAUCGGUUGACUAUGGAUUUAUUAGCGCAGUCACUUUUCUUGUGACUGGAAUCUCGCUGGUUAUCAUAUCUUAUUCUGUACCCCGUGACGUUAGCGUGGACCCUGACAGCGUCUCGGCCAGGGAGAUGGAAAGGCUGGAGAACGAGAGUGCUCGGGUAGGCGCUCACCUGGAUCGGUGCGUGAUUGCCGGCCUCUGUCUCCUCACCUUGGGCGGUGUCGUGCUCUCCACUCUUCUCAUGAUAUCCAUGUGGAAGGGCGAGAUGUACCGGAGGAAAGCCUUCGCCUAUUCCAAGCACUCAACCAAACUAUAUGGUUCCAUUAACUUUAACACAAGGGCUAGCCCUAGCUGCGUAUCUUCCCAUUGCUCCAUGGAGGAAGUCAAUGACGCAAACGAUAACCGUGUAUGACUUAUGUCUGUAUUGCAAACCCAUGCACUCCACACAUGUCCAAAUAUUAACGAAAUGAACACACACACACACAUGCCCGCAGCAUACUAACAUAUCGUGGAUGGAACUAAUAAUCCGUGCUGUAUUACGCCACAGUGUCAGUGAUUAGUCUAAUUGACUUGUAGUGUAGCACUAUAACAUGUUCUGAAACAUUAAUUACAUGAAUGGUCACAGAGACAAGCAUUAGCAGUAUGCUCAGCAGUGUUGCAGUGUAACAAGACAGCAUGUGUUUUGAAAUCUGAAUUGUUCAUCAUUUGAAAUGGAUUUUACCCUUCCAGUAAAAACAACCAGAGCACAUGUCAGAAUACUUGAAAGCCUCUAGCUGUGGGGAGAGAGACAAUGUAUUGGAGAUGCAAUAUCAUGACGCUUUCAUUUUAUCAUUCAUUUUUAAUGUUGGGAAAGCAACUUGCAGCAUGCAGGAUUUUUGAAAAGAAAUGUGUCAAUCUUCUGUGAGCUCAGAAUUGUGAGGUGGGAAAAGGCUGACUGUAGGCCUAUACACUUACAGCUGUUUGUUUGUUGUCAAGACCAACUUAUAUUUCGACCCGGAGGUUCACAAAGUGGAAAUAAAUCAAAGGUGUCCGAUACACCAGGAUAUGCCCAUGUCCAUUCUCCAAACUGGCUGGUUUCUCAAUUUAAAAUAGUG
This is a messenger RNA of Sardina pilchardus (European sardine), 1718 nucleotides long. RefSeq names its product transmembrane protein 74. The transcript has 2 exons. NCBI's taxonomy places the organism in Eukaryota, Metazoa, Chordata, Actinopteri, Clupeiformes, Clupeidae. Bases 173 to 1036 code for a protein of 287 amino acids. The record is from RefSeq and is a predicted model, not a curated record.